Rubroshorea leprosula is the source of this 2514-nucleotide messenger RNA. Lineage: Eukaryota; Viridiplantae; Streptophyta; Magnoliopsida; Malvales; Dipterocarpaceae. The record is from the annotation of a GenBank genome assembly.
AAAGAUAUAUAUAUAUAUAUAUAUAUAAACUGUCACUAAGUAGGGAAGGAAAAAGGGGCAAGAUCGCCGGAGCAAGUAGCCAACAAGGAGGGAGAUUUUGCCAGUGUUUAUAGCUAGUCCAAACGGAGAAAUAGCAAGCGAAUCUAUAGGGGACAGCGGGAUUCAGAAUUGUAACAGAACUAAAAAAAAAAAGAUGCAAUAGAAGCUUGCUAAAGAGAUUUGGGAGCUAGCCAAGCAGCUAGGAGCAAUGGCAGAGUGUGAUGAGGAGGUUAUUCACAGAAUUGAUGAAAUGGAGAAAAGAGAUAGCCAAGCCAAAGCAGACAUAGAGAAGAAGGAAGCAAGAGCUGUUCAAGAAACCAAAUUGGAGGUUGUAGACAGGAAGUUGUGUAGGAGGGUGUGGGGGACGGAGGAUUUUGACUGGAUAGCCAAGCCAUCUAUUGGACUAUCGGGCGGAUUGCUGUGUGUGUGGAACAAUAAAACAUUUAAAAAGGAAGAGGUGAUAGAGGGGGACCAUUUCAUUGGGGUGUUUGGGACAUGGGGGGAAGAGGGUGUACCGGUUUAUAUUUUAAACAUUUAUUCUCCAUGUGAAUUGUCUGGAAAGAGAGCCCUUUGGGAGGAGUUGCAGAAUCUGAUCUCAAAUAGGAAAGGCAACUGGUGUCUAGGGGGGGACUUUAACGCUGUCCGGAGCACAGAGGAGUGGGCAGGGUGCAAUGGGAUGUCUAGAGAAAUGAAAGAAUUCGACAAUUUCAUCAACAAAUCUGGGUUGGUUGAUUUGCCUUUGGUAGGGAGGAAAUACACCUGGUACAAUUCUAAUGGCCAAUAUAUGAGCAGGAUUGACAGAUUCUUGGUUUCAGAGGAUUGGCUUUUGAGAUGGUGCGAUGUAAAACAGUGGGGGUUGAAAAGAACAGUUUCAGACCAUUGUCCCGUUUUAUUGAAGAAUGAGCGGGUAGAUUGGGGACCAAAGCCUUUCAAAUUUUUUGAUGCUUGGCUGCAGUAUCCUGGGUGCAAGGAGCUGAUUAGAAAAACAUGGAACUCUACGGCAGUGGAGGGAUGGUAUGGAUUUAGACUCAAGGAGAAACUGAAAAGUACGAAGAAAGCUUUAAAAGAAUGGAGUAGAAAUUCAAUGACGGAGGUGGACAGGAAAAUAAUGGAAGCUGAGAGAGUGAUAGCUCAACUGGACGAAAGAGGAAAGAAUGUCCAAUUGUCAUCAACUAAAAUUGAAAAGAGGAGAAGCAGUUUUCUUGAACUGUGGAACAACCUCAAAUUAAAAGAGAAUAUGGAAGAUGGAGAAAACGAAAUCAACAACAUCCAGAUUAAUGGUGAGCAGCAUAGGGGAGUGGGUGAAAUUAAAGAAAAAAUAGCGAGUUAUUUCAAGCAGCUUUUCACAGAAGAUAGGUGGCAGAGGCCCAAGCUAAACGGUAUCAGCUUCCGACAGAUUGAUAGGGCAGACAAUGAAUCCCUUACGGCAACAUUCUCUGAAGAAGAAAUCAAAAAUGCUGUUUGGGAUUGUGAAUCGUCAAAGUCUCUAGAAAACCCCCAAAGGAUUGAAGAAUACAGGCCCAUUUCACUUAUUGGAGUUAUGUACAAGAUAAUUGUGAAGCUGUUAGCAAAUCGCCUUCGAAAAGUGCUGGACAAAGUUAUCGGGGAGCAACAAAUGGCAUUCAUUGAAGGUAGACAGCUGGUUGAUGGUGUGGUUAUUGCUAAUGAAGUGAUUGAUGAGGCAAAGAGGAAAAAGAAGAGAAGCUUCCUUUUCAAGGUCGAUUUUGAAAAAGCAUACGAUAAAGUGUGCUGGGACUUCCUUGACUAUAUGCUGAUGAGGAUGGGCUUCUGCAAUACAUGGAGAAAGUGGAUACAUGAGUGUCUACAAUCUAGCAUGGUCUCAGUUCUGGUCAAUGGAAGCCCUUCAAGACAAUUUCCAGGAGAAAGGAAAAAAAUUAAUUGGGUCAAUUGGAAGAAGGUUUGCAUGCCGAAAGAGUACGGUGGGUUGGGAGUGAGAGAUCUAGGGUACUUUAACUUGUCAUUGAUGGGUAAAUGGUGGGGGAGGUUAGCAGUAAAAGAGGAAGGAUUGUGGAGGAAAGUGAUUGCAAGUAAAUAUAGUGAGGGAGGGGGGCACUGGAUGGAUUGGGUUAGGAACGGGGCAGGAGCUAGCUCUUCUUGGUGGAGAGAUGUCAAAGGGAUUAAUAAAGUUGAGGGGGAAAAUUCAGGGUGGUUAACAGAGGGUUUUAGAUUGAAGUUAGGAGAAGGGAAGGACGUGAGCUUUUGGUGGGAUGAGUGGAAAGGAGAAAGAGUGCUACCAAAUGGGAACUAUGUGCAAUGGAACUUGGAAAUGGAAUCUUACAUGGAGAAGGAAGCUGCUCGAAAGGGAAGAAGAGGCUGCAACGGAACUCAGUACGUUGAUUGAGGGUGUGAAGAUAUUUCCUGGCCGGCCUGAUGAAUGGGAGUGGAUACACAGCAAGGAUUCCCAUUACUCAACCACAACAACAUACUCACUCUUAACAAAGGUGCCGAGGUGUU